Molecule: messenger RNA, 2301 nt
Organism: Plasmodium malariae
Lineage: Eukaryota; Apicomplexa; Aconoidasida; Haemosporida; Plasmodiidae
Product: STP1 protein
Exons: 4
Coding region: 1-2301 (766 amino acids)
Source: RefSeq, a predicted model, not a curated record
AUGGAUAGCUGUUUUCCAUCGUAUUAUAAUUCCUAUGGUUCGCAAUUUUACGAAGUUACAAGCCUACCAGAGUUUAAAAGAAUUGAAAAUGAAAUAAAACAAAAAACAAUUUCAUUGUCUAAAAAAAAUGAUAAAGAUGAAUUUAGGAAAGGAUGCCUAAAUUUGGCUGAUUAUCUAAUUUCGAAAAAUAAUCCACCACGAUAUUAUGAAGAUUAUAAAGUAACGUGGAAAGGAUCAUUAAACAAUAAGUUAAGUGGUUACUACAAAAAUCUAGGGAAACAUGGAGGAUGCCCUUUGAUUUUAGAGAAAGAAGAUAAAAAAAUUUUACAAUUAAAUUAUGAAGAAAUAGAUUUCUGUGAAAAGAAAAAGAGAGAUAUUGAAAAAAUAAAUCAGUUAGGUAAUAUAUCAAAGGAUUCUGAUACAUAUAGAAGUAUGUGUAACGCAUAUAACGAAUGGAUUGAACAGAAAAAGAAAUAUUUUGAGGACAAAAAAAGCUCUUUUAAAAAAUGCUAUAGAACAAAAGGCCAAAAAAAAAAAACAAAAGGUAGUUCGGAAUUUAUAUGCGACCUAAUGAAUCCUCAAACAUUCCAUAGAAUAUCUGACUGCCAAGCCCCAAAUAAAUUAUCACCUCGCGAAGCUGUAUCUGAAAGUACACAAAAAGGUUUAAAAAGUCAAGAUCAGGAAGUAUCUAAAGCUUCGAUUACAACCACAGUUCCAUCAGAUCAGGGACAUCUAACAAAAAUUUCAGAGAAUGCCGAAGAUAAAGAAAUAUCUCCAGAUUCCCAGGAAAUUCAGAAGGAACUUCAAUCCACACCUCCACAAGAACUUCAUUCAAACGUUCAAAUAUCAACAUCUGAAACUACAGCUAUGGGAAGUGAAUCUACUUCUACGGGGGAUACGCCAGUUACACCAUUACAAUAUACCAUAGAUUCUGAAGCUCCACGUCCAGAAUCAUCAACAUUUUAUAAACUACCUGAUCGAGAUUCUCAAUCCUCAGAAAUACCCAUUGACGCUGAAAUUGUUCAAUCACCUGGAGUGUCAAGGAAUGAUUCUCUUCCUUCUGUUUUACCUGCAUCCUCUAAAAUACUAGGUCCAGCAAAAAAUCCACAUAACAACAGCAUAUCAUUAAUAUUAACAAGCAUUCUAGUUAUCAUUAUAUUUACCAUUUUCAUAAAAUAUGCUUUAAUAGGAAGGUUAAAAAAAAAAAAAAAGAUAAAAAGAAGACAAAUGAAAUUUCUAAGAAUACUGAUACCUUCACUUUAUGACAAAAAAAGUAAAUUUUUAACACAUUAUCAUACAGAAAGCCUACUACAUGAUGAAGAAAGUAUCAUAAAAAAACUGAAAAUAUAUGAACACGACAUAAAAAAUUUAAACAUACAAAAGCAAAAAAAGGAUAGAUUUAAAACCAUUAUAGAAGUACAUAUGGAAGUACUAGAAGAAUUCAGAAAUGAAGAAUGGGAACACAAAAAAGGAGAAUUUUUAGAGUUAUGCCUAGAAAUGUUCGCAGAAGAGGAAUAUAGAACAUAUCCUAAUUUGAGUAAUGGAGAACUGAUAAUGGAAAAUACUAAAAGUAUUAAUGACAUUGAAAAACAAAAAAUUUUAUGCAAUAAAUGGAUAAAAGAACAUAGAAACAUUUCUGAAAAAUUAAAAAAAACAGUAUGGUUUAAUUACUUGAAAAAUGAAUGGAAAAAAGAAAAGGAUUUCAUAAAAAAUAGCGAAAAAUUAAAAGUGAAUUUUUCAAAUAAAAUUCAAAAAGAUUCAUUUUCAGGAGGAGAAAAGGAUUUAUGGAGAGAGUGGAUAUCAAAAAAUCGUAUGAUUAUAGAUCGAUACUUGGAACAGGAAUGGGAUGAAGAAAUGACACAAGAAUUGCUCAAUACGAUAGAUGAGCUUGUAAAUGAAAAAAUUAAAAAUAAUACUAUACUACUAAAUACAGAAGAAUUGCAGCAGAAGGUAAGUUAUGAUGAAUUAUAUAAAUAUAUAAAAAAAAAAUUACUAGCGAAAUUGUGCAUACUAGUAUUCAUGAUGGUAUUGGAAGAAUGCAAAAAAGAAGAUUUUAUAGAAAAUGAAGAAUUACGUUUGGAUAGUUACAUAAAUGACUGGACAACAGAAGUAAACUUAGGGAGAAAAUCAGAUGUUACAAAAGAAAUAAUUGAAUUUAAUGACAAUGUUUUAGAAAAUACAGAAAAUACAAAAAUUCCUGCUUAUACAGGGAAGGAAGGUCUUAGCCAUGAAAUAGAAAAAUGGGUAAGAGUAGAAGAUACACCGGAGAAUUCCAUAUAUAACGAGAAUAUAGUAGAAUAA